CAAUAAAUUCAUCUCAUAAAAAAAUUAACCUUAUUAUUUGGGCAAGCAUAAUAAUGGCAUUUCAUGAAAGCAGAGAAUCGUUAAGCAAACGAUUAUGGACAAAACCGGCCUUGUGAAAGUGUAAACAAAAGUUUUAUCUGUUCCUCAGUGAAGAUAGAAAAUAUUUGCUCUGAGUUAAUUAAAUUAUUAUUUUUUGAAUUUUGGAUGAAAGAGAUUUGAUAUGAUGGAAUGCAAUUCUACUCAACAGUUUGUAAUUGUACCAGAUACUAAAAGCACAGCAAGGAGAAUUGGACGACCAAGAAAAUCUGAUUCCGAAAGGUCUAAUUUCAAUUACUUCAUUCCUGAAAAGAAAACACCUCCGAUUCCUUUAAAAGCACCAGAUGGAUUAUAUUGGUGUAAAAAAUGCCACAGAUAUUUUAAAAAGCCUCGCCAGUUUAAUGUUCACAUUUGUCUUUCUACUGAAAGUCAGGAUGAAGUCAUGGAGGAUUUAGAAGAUGAUAGGGAUACAACUGCAGAUUUUAAAGUUUCUAUGCAUGUCCAUAAAUAUCCUUGGUCUCGAAGAAAAAGGGCUCAAACAGAAAAAAUAACAGCCAAAAAACUUGACCCAAUGAAUAAUGAAACUACUGAAUGUCUUGAAGGAGAUUCACUGGAAAAAGUUGCUAAAACAGUAUCAAAUUGGAGAGAUGAACCAUUGUAUGUUCCACUUUUCAGUUCAGAAAGUGAGAAGGAGGCUUUUGAGAAACAUUUAAAAACCAUUGACUACAGUUGCGUUGAUGUUUUAUUCAAUAAGCUUGAAAUUAAAUCCAAAGUUUUAUUCAAUAAAAGAAGGAAGCUAGAUUCUGGCAUGAAAUACAUGUGCAUUACAUGUGAAAAAAUUUUUAACAGCUUGUGUCAUAUACGCAUGCAUUGCUUGACUCAUACGGACCUAAAACCAUUCACUUGUCCAAAAUGCCCAUACAGAUGUAAUGUCAAAGCUGCCUUAUAUACCCAUAUGAGAACCCAUACUGGUAAUUUGUUUACUUGUUCUCAAUGCAAUUUUCAAAGUACUAAAAGAAGCCAUCUAUUGGACCAUGAGCAAACUCACUCAACUGUUCCUGUCUCUUGCCAACUUUGUAAAAAUAUGUACAAGAACUUAAAAUCAUUGAUUUUCCAUGUUAAAAAAUAUCAUGCUAAUGCUAGUGGUAAAAAGUAUGUCAAAUCAUUGUCUUCAAAACAAAUAAUCAAAUGUGAAAUCUGUGGUAAAACAUUUACUUCUAAUUCAAAAUUUGAAACACAUACAAAAUAUUUGCAUUCUUAUAAUAACAGCAGUUUAGAACAAUUAAGUAAUCAAAGUGCUUGCCAAAAAGAACUUGAAAACUCGUUAAAUAAUAUAAAUACAUCUGGUCAUCAGAUUUUAUCUGAAUCUAAUGUUUGUAUUGAUGAUCCUCCUGAAGUCAUACUAAGCAAACAACUUAAUGAAUUAGAAUCUGAAAGCUCAUUUAAUAACAGUUGCACAAGCUUUGAAAACCUUAUUUGUGACAAUACAUCUGUUAUUCCUACUUCUGCAUCAAUAGGUAGUCAAAACCAACAAGAAAACUCUUUUGAAGUUUCAGAUGUGGCAUCAUUCCAAAAAUUACCUCUUUUGUUAGAUUGCAGUGUUAUGCUUGAACCAUUAGAUGACCAACUAGUCAAUUACCAUCAGUAUAUUUAUAAGUGUUCCGUCUGCAGUCAAUCCUUCUCUUCUAAAGCCGUUCUGGAAAAUCAUGAAAUUCUUGACCAUUCUUCCAGAAUAUCAUCAGAACAAUUGCAAACACAAGAAGUGAACCAAAAAAUGUCUAAGAAUGCGUUUGAAAACAUAGAUUUCACAGACACACAAGCUUUAUCAUCCCUUUUGAAUUGCAGUGUUAGAAUUGAACCAUUAAAUGAACAGUUAGUAAUGUUGAAUAAUCUCUUGCAGCAAAAAAGUGCUCAGAAUAUGGAGAUUUUUGAUAAUGUAUAUCAACAAUCAGAAUCUCAAAAUAUUCUUAACUCUAAUACAAUGCUGAGUAAACCUAUGUCUGUACCUACUACUCCAGAAAAGUAUCCACCCAUCAAUAAUGAUGCCUUCCCUUCAAAAGCAAUUCUGGAAAAUCAUUCUUCUAAUGUCUCAUCAGAACAAAUAGAAACACAGGAAGUAAACCAAAACAUGCCUGAAAAUACAUUUCAAGACAUAGGCACUCCAGCUUUAUCUUCUCUUUUAAAAUGCAGUGUUAUUAUAGAACCAUUAGAUGACCAGUUAGUAAUGUUGAACAAUCUGUUGCAGCAAAAAAAUGAACAAAAUGUAGAACUUUUUGAUAAUGUAUAUCAACAGUCGGAAUCUCAAAAUAUUCUUAACACUAAUACAAUGUUAAGUAAAACUGUACCUGUAUCUACCACUCCAGAAAAGUUAAUACAGACCAACAAGUCAAUAUCUUCAGAACCAAUUCUGGAAAAUCAUUCUUCUAGUGUUUCAUCAGAACAAUUGAAAACCCAAGAAAAUCUGAAAACACCUGAAAAUACAUUUGAAAACAUGAGUUUCACAGAAACGCCAGCUUUAUCAUCGCUUUUGAACUGCAGUGUCAGGAUAGAACCACUAAAUGAUCAGUUAGUAGAAUUAUUGUUAAGCAAUUUAUUGCAACAAAAAAAUAAUGAUCAGAAUGUUAAAAUGUUUGAUAGUGUAUUUCAGCAAUCCGAAUCGCGAAACAUUCUGAAUUCUAACUCAGUUUUGAAUGAAGCUCUUUCACCCUCCACCAGUCCAGAAAAGAUACUACCCAUUAACAAUGUUGAUCAAUUCCACCUUGGUAAUGCUUCUAUGUUAGAAAAUUGUCACAAUAAACUUGAUAUUCUUGACGAAUGUUUAAGGCAAUCAAAUAUAGCAGAUCCUAACAUGACCGAACAGCGCUCUACAACUUUUAAGAUGUCAGAAAUGUCACUAAAUUUCUCUAAUAACCAACUUAUGUUGCAAUCGUUAUCUGAAAAUUCAAGUGAACUUUCUAAAACAGUUCUUCAAGUAGAUUCUGAGCAAAAAUCAGAAGAGAUCAAGCUUUUUGAAAAAUGCCGGAAAGCUCCAGCUUAUGUUUGUUGUGUAUGCUCCAGCAUUUUUAUUUGUACGUCAACUUUAAAAGCUCAUUUAAAGGAACAUGUUAACAAGAACAAUAAUCAAACAUCUCUUGUUGAAUAUCCUGUAAAUAGCUUUAAAUCAGAGGACUUGACGACUGAUGAUUCUUCUCUCAACAAUGUUUGCAGUGUAUUGCAAGAAUCAUCCAAUUCUGAUGUUGAAAAUGAGUUAGAAAAACUUUAUACUUCUUCACUUCAUAAAAGGUGGUAUUUGCCCGAAGUCAGUGUUGUCUUGGAAAAUGAUCAAUCACUUAUUGAUUCCUUUUUGGAUGAAUUUCCUAUGAAUGACAAGUUCGAUGACCAAGAAAACUUGCCACUUGAAAGCGUAAUAUUUUCAUGAGUUUAUUAUGGAAAAAUUACCCUAGCUUUCUUUGUAAAACAUGAAUACAGUAUUAUGCGCUUGUUGGGAUCCUGUUAUAGAAGGGGCUGAAAGUAAAAUACGUAGUUGCAAUGCUGCUCAAAAUUUCAUGCUUUAAAAAAAAUUUAAACAAGUUUUUUUCAUUUGCUAAGGAUUAAUAAUUAAUUUUUUUUAAAGCUUGUUUUUAACUUAGCUCUACAUAAAUCAAAGAUAAUUUAUUACUAUUAUUUUUUUAUUUGUCUGAAAUUAUUGAGAGGGACAUAUCCUUACUUUCCUUGUGCAAGUUAUUUUUAACCAGAGUAAGACCAGGAUUAUCAAACUUAUUUGUAACUGGCCCUAAUUCAGAUUAUAGAUGUAACACAGUUUUUUUUUUAUUUAAUUUUGUGAAUUAAAUCUGAAAAUUGAGGUUUUUUCUCUAUUAAUAGGGUAGGUAUUGAAAAUUUUCUCCAAUAAUAUUUAAUUCUAUGCAGUAUUUAAUUUAACAACCAUUUAUUAAAUGUCUUUUUGACAAAUAUGUAUAAAUAUAUAUUUUUUAAAUAAAAUUAGCUUGUACUAUUGCUCCAGAUUGCUCCCCCUUUUUUUUUAAUUAAAUCAUUUGUACAAAGCAGCAUCUAUUUCCAAAUCGUUAACUGAUUAAGGUUGAUUUCAUUGAUUUUUAUUUCUGUAUAAGAUUUCUUCUGAUUCCAUUUUUAUUACAAUAUAUGUUUUUCCAGUACUGAGUGCUUCUUUUUAACAGAAAGGAAAAGCAUGUUAGUUAAAUUGAAAUACACUAAUGAGGAAAAAAGAAAAUUACAACUUUCAGAUGUCUUUAGGAAAACCAAAGCAACCAACCAAUAAAAUAUUUAUUUGUUACUCAUACAAAAUAAUCUCUUCUAUGGCUUAUGAUUUAUAGCUUUAUGGCAAUAUUUUAAAAUAAACCUAUUUGUUCCUAUCAUUCUUUUUAUAGAACAGUUCCUUUUAAAAAAAAUGGGGGGAGUGGUAGACUAAGUAUUUCAUUAUUCGAGUUCAUUUUCAGAAAAAAGAUUGUUCUGCCUUCGUUAACAGAACAAGUGCGAUGAAUGUCGCAAAUUUAUUUUGGCAUUGCAUACCAACCAAAUAUUUCAAAAAAUUUUUGAUAAAAUUAAGUUAAAACUGUUUUUGUUUUCUCUAAUUUAGUUUAAAUUAGUCAUUUAAAUUUUAAGUACUCUAUUUUAGCAAAGCAGCUAAUUUAUCAUAUAAUGUACUAGUAGUUUUAUCUUCUAAACUUUCAAGUGUGGAGCAUUCAAAUACUAACAUUUUAAGGUAUGCUCCGCAAAUUUGUUUUAGUAUUCUUUUAUGCUGUUGCAGAUUUAUCUAUAUUUUUCUGCUAAUUGGGUUCUAUCUGCCAUUAUAUAAUUUAGUCAUUUAAAUUUGAAGUACUCUAUUUUAGCAAAGCAGCUAAUUUAUCAUGUAAUGUACUAAUAGUUUUAUAUUUUAAAACUUUCAAGUGUAGAGCAUUCAAAUACUAACAUUUUAAGGUACUAUGCUCUGCAAAUUUGUUUUAGUAUUCUUUUAUGCUGUUGCAGAUUUAUAUAUAUUUUUCUGCUAAUUGGGUUCUAUCUGCCAUUAUAUAAUUUAGUUUAAAUCAGUCAUUUAAAUUUUAAAUUCUCUAUUUUAGCAAAGCAGCUAAUUUAUCAUGUAAUGUACUAGUAGUUUUAUCUUUUAAAACUUUCAAGUGUGGAGCAUUCAAAUAUUAACAUUUUAAGGUAUGCUCUGCAAAUUUGUUCUAGUAUUCUUUUAUGCUGUUGCAGAUUAAUACAGAUUUUUCUGCUAAUUGGGUUCUAUCUGCCAUUAGAUAUUAAUAAUAUAAUUAUUUAUAUAUUUUUAUCUGAAGUGAUAGUACAAUGCUUUUUUAAAACUUAAAUGGUAGCUGAUGAAGCGAAAUAUCUUCUUGGUUUGUACAAAUAUAUCGUAUAAAUAUGUUUUUGUACUACACCUUUUUUCACCUAUGUGUUUUCAUUUAUAAACUUUUUGUGACCUAACAUAGAUCGGUUAGGGGAAAAAAAAGUGUGCGGAAAGUUCGAAAUAUUGAGGUUUUACUAUAUUUAAUAAUUUAUAAUGCUUGGAUGAUGACAGCGUUAUUAUAUUUUAAAAAAAUGAUAUUUAAUCUAGUUUGGGUCUAGUGAAGGAAUUGAUCAUGAAUUAUGAUUAAAUUUGUUUCGUUAUUUUAUGGGAUCUAUUUUUGAACCCAAUAUAAUUGUUGGUAGUUGCUGUUGGUUAUUAUAUUUAUUUGAACUUUUUUUUUUAAUCUAAAAAAGAAAAAUUCAAAGUGCUUUUUUAUAACAAUAUACAGGAUGACCACUACAGGGAAAUAAGGCAAUUUUAUCAAUCUUGAAUUUUAACUCAAAUACAGGGGAAGAAGUUGGGAAAAUGAAUUAAUUUUAGAUAGAGGUACCUGCAAAUGCAAUUUUUUUUCUUCCAAAAUUACUAUCAUUUAGUUGUUUUUUUUUAAAUUGUUUAUUUUUAAUUCUAAUUGCAAGCAUAAACAUUUUGUAAUAUAUAUAUUCCAUUUAUAUGAAUAUAGCAUAGCUGAAAAGUAAAUAAGGAAAUGUAUUCCUCUGGUUACAAAAAUAAGGGAAAUUCGAUAAAAUCAUCUAGAUAAAUCAGGGAAUUUUUUGUUUGUGACCAUCCUGAUCUAUAAAUAUGUUCUGCCAAUUUUUUUACAAUUCUUUUUUGGACAAUUCCACUGUGAUAAUAUUUUUAUUUUGUAAAUAUUAUUUGAAUACAUAUAAGUAAGAUGUGCCAAAACUUUCUGAUAGUUGAUUAUUUUAAUUUAAUUAUGCAAGCAACUGCUACGUUGUAGGCAGUUUAAGUCAUAUCUUUGUUAAGUUUUGUUCUUAUUCAAAUUUCAUUUCUAAUGUGAUAAAUAAAACAUUUAUUCUACUUA
Parasteatoda tepidariorum (common house spider) is the source of this 6377-nucleotide messenger RNA. RefSeq lists its product as uncharacterized. The record is from RefSeq and is a predicted model, not a curated record. Gene Ontology annotation, biological process: regulation of DNA-templated transcription. NCBI's taxonomy places the organism in Eukaryota, Metazoa, Arthropoda, Arachnida, Araneae, Theridiidae. Gene Ontology annotation, molecular function: DNA-binding transcription factor activity, RNA polymerase II-specific; RNA polymerase II cis-regulatory region sequence-specific DNA binding.